Galleria mellonella (greater wax moth) is the source of this 2819-nucleotide messenger RNA. RefSeq lists its product as uncharacterized. Bases 198 to 1001 code for a protein of 267 amino acids. Lineage: Eukaryota; Metazoa; Arthropoda; Insecta; Lepidoptera; Pyralidae. The record is from RefSeq and is a predicted model, not a curated record. Gene Ontology annotation, cellular component: plasma membrane. The transcript has 5 exons. Gene Ontology annotation, biological process: iron ion transport. Gene Ontology annotation, molecular function: oxidoreductase activity; copper ion binding.
UUUUUUUAGAUUACUGUACCUAUUGUAAAUAAGGGUUCACUAUUUACUUAUUAAUACAUAGCUGGAUAUUAAUAAAAAACUACACUAAUAAUUAAUAUCUUCACAUUACAUUAUUUAGAUAGAAUUCUUCCUCUGUACUGUUAAUUUAAAGGGAAUAGAGGAAUGAUGGAAUUCACCACCUUACACGGAUUCAGAUCAUGAAUCCGCUGGAUGCAAUUUGUGACAGAAAGAGGAACGACGCAGUAUGCGUGAGUAAUCUGAAGUCAGCAAAACCAGUGGAUAAAGCAGUUUUGCAGGAAAGACCAGACGUUAAAAUAUUCCUUCCGUUCCGAUUCCAUUUCUAUAAACCAAAGGAUCUGUUCAAGGAGAAUACAUACAGGAAUUUCUUAGUGGCUCCUGGUGGUGAUCACGUAAUCAGUUUAGUGGAUGAAAUUUCAUACAUGGCGCCGCCCGCGCCGCCGCUCUCCCAAAUGCACGAGUUGUCACCGGAACUUUUCUGCAACGGUGACAACCGUCCAGCCAACUGUGCUGUCGACUGCCGCUGCACUCAUAUGAUCGAUGUACCACUGAACUCUAUUGUGGAGAUUGUACUUGUUGAUGAAGUACAAUCGCCGAAUCUAUCCCAUCCGUUCCAUCUUCACGGAGCAUCGUAUAACGUCAUUGGUAUGGGACGUUCCCCAGACAAGAACAUCAAGAAAAUCAACUUAAAACAUGCAUUGGAUCUUGACAGGAAAGGAUUGCUGCAUAGGCAAUACAAUUUACCCCCUUACAAGGAUACAUUGGCAGUGCCUAACAACGGAUACGUUGUUCUAAGGCUGAAAGCUGAUAAUCCAGGUUAUUGGCUAAUGCAUUGCCACUUCAUCUACCACAUAGUGAUUGGCAUGAAUCUUAUACUUCAUAUAGGAACUCAACGAGAUCUACCACCAGUCCCGCCAAAUUUCCCGCGAUGUGGGAACCAUUUGCCAGCGAUAACACCGAUCUUCCCCUCGAUACAUCAUUGACGAACGUCGAGAGGUUGAUGAGCUCACUUGAUCUCUCGACUUAAAGCCGAAUCAUUCCCACUAGUUCCUUUAGUUAGCAAGAACUGUUCACCGGCUAGUAAAGAAUGUGUAUAUUUAAUCCAUUGCUCAUUUUUUCCUCGAGAAAUGCAAGAACGAUACAAAAUUUUUCCGUUUAUUAUAUCGCUUAUAUCAAUUUAUAAAUGUAAAAUGCAAUAUUAUUUAAAAUUGUAAGAAUACCACAUUAUUAGACGAUUUUUCAUACAAUAAUAUAUAUGUUACGUGAGAUAGUUCCAUGAUUUAUACGGAUGGAACUAGUUGAAUGAUGUUAGAUCAAAUACGAAUAGAAUUUUAAACUCGUACUGCCAUAUUUUGUUCUACCGUUUGAAAUAUGAAAUGACGUACGAACGAAAACGAAUGUAUAUCGUGUAUAUAAAAGGUGCUGUUUUUUUUAUCAAAUAGCCAUCUUAGUUUUAAGAAGCCAAAGUUUUUUUAUAAAACCUAAUAUACGUAUACAUAGUAGUAUUUAUAUGUAUACAUUUUAUUUAAAUGUAAAUUUUAUUAUACUUGUAAAAGAAGUUAUAUAAAACUGUAAAACUAUAAUUCUUAUCUAUUUCUACGAAAUAUCUUCCGUAUGUAUUUUAUAUAUAGUAAUUUCACUAUAUAUAAUAAAAAAGUACAUUUAAAAAAAAUUUAUAAAAAUCAAAACUUGAAACGUCAAUAAAAAGUUAAUACAAAAUUUACAUUACAAGUAUUAUCCAUUCUAUUUUUGUUAUUGCUUGUAUUAAAUAUGAAUAAUAAUAUAAUUUACAGGAACGUUUAACAGCAAACAUGCUUUGUAUUUAUCAUUUUUUUUUUUUAUUUUCAGAAACAUAUAUAAAAUAUCAAAUUGCUUUUUCAAUACAUUAUUAGUUACUUACUUAUUUUUUUAUCUCGAAUUAUGUCUUAAUUAUUAUCGAAGAGAUAGUUAAAGGCAUAGUUUGAAUUUUUAUUACAUUUUAUGCUAAUAUCUUUAUACUCAAGUGUUAAUAUAUUUUUUUACUAUUAUACAAAUAUUUUUAUAUGACUUUUAAAAGUAUUUACAUACGUCGGUUUAUUGACUGAUAAUAUUUAUAGUUAUUACUUUCUAUAUUUAAUCUACAAAGGAGAAAAGUCAAGCCUUAUUGUAAAUAUCGACACAGCGUACAUUUUGUAUAAAAAUAUACGCCUGUGAUACACGUGUGUCAGUUCUUGCAGUGUUGUAAUUUUCGUCUACGAUAUCACUCACUUAGACUUUUCUUACAUCUUCAAUUUCAUUUCUGAUUCCUUUCUUUUUUUUUUUUUCAAUAUACAUAUUUAAGUUUCAUUCUUAAUUUGAUUACUUCUCUUACUUUAUACCUAAUUUCAUUAUAUUUUUUUAUUGUGUCUAAUCAAUAAACUAUAAUACUACCCAGUAUUGUAUUGACAAUAUACUUUGUAUCUGACAAUUCUUCUUUAUUGGUCUUUUCUUCCUUUAUGUCUUGUUAAAAUAUUUGAUCUUUUUUCUCGAGCAUUAAUACUCUUGCAAUGGCAAAUUUCCUUUAGCAACACACGUUUACCAGAUUUGAUAAUUAUAAUGUAAAUAUAUAUAUUAAGCAUUAUGUCUCUGUUUCUUGGGUAAACAUUUAAAACUGAAUUUUAUGAUACUCCAUUUAUUUUUAAUUACAUAGAGUUAAGUCCAAUAUAACAAAUAUCAAUGCGUAGUGUUGAUUAUUUUAUACAUGUGAUUUGAUAAUAAAAUACGCAAUAAAUUACAUAAAUACUAUUGUAAUUGUAAUAGUCAUAGUAGAAUAAAUUUUAUAU